Molecule: messenger RNA, 1718 nt
Organism: Chenopodium quinoa (quinoa)
Lineage: Eukaryota; Viridiplantae; Streptophyta; Magnoliopsida; Caryophyllales; Amaranthaceae
Product: nudix hydrolase 23, chloroplastic-like
Exons: 8
Coding region: 80-928 (282 amino acids)
Molecular function (GO): hydrolase activity
Source: RefSeq, a predicted model, not a curated record
GUUGGCAUUUAUCUAGCAGCAAAAAUAUCUACGUAGUAGUUGUAUUAAGAUGUGAAUAUUAAACCCAGAGAAAUUAGAAAUGUUAAGACUUGUGCAGAUGAUGAUAGCUUACUCCUCAUCUUCUUCUUCUUCUUUCUUCCUCGCAAAUCGAAUUAAAUUUCCUCAACCAAGAUUUCCCAUAAUCUCAUUGUCGAAUUCUACUUCCAUUUUAUCAACUUCGAAGAUUCACUGUCUCAAAUCUUUUCGGAUGUCAUCAACUCGGAGCGACUCAAAUUUAACUGCUUCUUCCUCUUCUUCAUCCUCCGAUUCUUUGAUUUCUUCGGGAAAUGUCCGUAAAGUCAAUUUUUGUCAGUGGUGUGGAGGCUCAACAAAGCAUGAUAUACCUGAUGGGGAUGAGAAGAUGAGAGCAAUUUGCACUGUUUGUGGAAAAAUUGCCUAUCAGAAUCCUAAAAUGGUUGUGGGGUGCCUCAUUGAGCAUGAGAAUAAGAUCCUACUUUGCAAGCGGAAUAUUCAACCUUCUUAUGGUCGGUGGACUCUUCCUGCUGGUUUCAUGGAAAUGGGUGAGUCUGCUGCAGAAGGUGCUAUUAGGGAGACCCAAGAAGAAGCAGGUGCUGAAGUUGAAGUUUUGUCACCAUUUGCUCAAUUAGACAUUCCACUCAUUGGUCAGACCUACAUCAUAUUUUUGGCCAAGCUGAAGAAGCCACAUUUUUCCCCUGGUCCUGAAUCAAUCGAGUGCAAACUAUUUGAACUUGAUGAAAUACCUUUUGAUUCUUUGGCAUUUUCAUCAAUGCUUGUUACUCUUAAACUGUACAUAGAAGAUAUGAGAGCUGGCAAACCCAAGUUCCAUUAUGGUACAAUUAAUAAAAGACCUGGAACCAGCCCUUCUGAUAUACAUGCCUUCACUCUUGAUUAUCAUCUACAGUCGUGACAUUAAGGGUAGUGAUAUCUGAAACUAUGUGAAGCAGUGAAGCUCAAGUACCUUGACUUGUUACUCAUCUGGAUAUAUGUGUUAGUCAUUUGGAACAAUCAAGUCCUCCCUUUUCUUCAUAGGGAAGUCUGUAAUUAGAUUUUACCUGUUUCCUCACAGUAAAGACAGAUGUACACUGCAGCUUAGUCAUAAACUCUUUGGCAGAGAUUACCAGUCAGCAAUUCUGGCGCUCUAAUUGAUUUAUGGCUAGGGCGUGAUUCUUUACAAUCACUCAUUAAGUGUAGACUUCUCAAAGUUGUUUCAAUCGUUUGUGAUUCUGAUAGAUUGAUAGACAUUGGAUAGGUGUUCUUUUGGGAUGCUAAUUCAUUCCUCAAGUAAGUUCUUCACUAGAACUGAUACUAUCAUCUUGUACAUGUAAAUAUGUAAUAUACCAUUGUCCGCGAAGAUUAUGGAGAUUUUGGUGGUUUGAAUUUUAUGUAUUACAUCAUUGGGCUAGUAACACUGCCAAGUCAAUUGAUGGCUCCAUUUGGCGGAUAAGAAAAUGUCUUCUACUGAAAAACACGGCUAAAGAUCAAUAGAAGGCGACUACCAAUGUAGUGGCAAUGGUCAGAAAGAGGUUGGAGAUUGCAUAUCAAAGAGACAAGUUACGCAAUCUGAAAGAAACACUUUGAUGGUUGCUUUGUGAAGAAUCUGAAAAAUACUCUAAAAUUAAUUAGCUUUGUUUUUUAAGGUUUGGUGUAGUAUGGAAUAGAGUGAGAGAUGCAAAGAAAUGACAUCGAUUAUUUGAUUA